UAGUGAUUCCUCAAUGAAUCACUCCAGCCACCGGCCACAACACUCGAGUCACGUUUACGUUUAAACAGUUUCACUACAACCGCCGCUGGUACCGGCCGAUACCGUAUCAGACCUACAUAUAAAACUGCAUAUAAAGUAAAACUACUAUCAUAAAUACAGAUAGUAGAUAGAUUAAAAAAGAAAAUUAUUUAUAGUUCAUCAUACUUAAUGGUGUUAUAGAUACGACGUCAUCUCAAGGAGGUGAUGUGAAGAUCAGAAGAAACAUUGGUCGCAAGCGCUAUGUGAAGAUAACAAAAUGUUGAUGAACAUUUGCAAAUCAUGUCAGUAUUGCCUGGAGAGUUUGUACUGGUCAUGCUGCGAGGAAAGGUUUUGCUUCGACAAGAAGAUCGCUACUUACACUUUAGAAGAUGAGAAGCAACAUGCAAAUGGCUACGCGAAUAUGGGUGCAAGUCUGGACAGCGUGGUCACGCAGCAGCCAAUCAACAAUAACCAUCUACCCCAAAGAGUCAUAGCGAACAGAGAAGUUAAUGAGCUACCCCUGCACGCUGACAAAUUAUACGAGGUUUUUUCUAAAUCGCUGAUAUUUAGAGAUGAACACGAAUUAAAAAAAGGCAGCACAAAUUCGCUUGAUGAACUUGAAACAAAGUCUGAACCAGACUAUUUAUCAGACAAACCUAACAGAACAAAAGUUUAUUUCGAGGACGAACUAGAUUCACCCGUUACAGACUUUGAGAUUAUGUUUAAAGAUGAACUCAAUUAUGAAAUGUUCAAAAUUGAAGAAGAAGAAGAGGAAGAUCGCAAUAGCCCGGAUACUGAAGAAGGUCUGACAAUGAAUGUAGCUAUUAAGAAGCAAGAUGUGAUUAAAACAAGUACAGUCACAAUAAAAGGCGAACCCAAACUUGCAACUCCACAUAAUAUAUACGAAUAUGAUCCAGUUUCAAUGUUGACCCUACCGCCCAUUUUAUCGUUACCAAGAGUUGAAAGUGUUAAGGGAAUAUUGCGGACAAAUAGUACCAAAACAUUAGACAGAAUAGACAGUGGGGCAAGAUUAUCAAGACCGACACUUAACAGGGUUGAAAGUUUGAAAAAUAUGGAUCCCAAUAAAAUUAACAAAGUGUUGGCAAGAGUGCCCCAUAGAAGUGCAUCAUUCUUAAAUAUCCCAGCACAUUUAGUUCCAGAAAAGCCCCCAUUAACAAAAAGCAAAUCUACGGUAGGAGUUCCAUCGUUGGCAUCCAGUGAAUUAAAAUUAAGUUCACUCCCAGAUACACCAAUUAUUAAAAGUAAUAAUCUGCCAAGAUUCUUUGCAGACAGUCCAUCGUUUAUACCUGAUUAUAAAGAAGAAACUAGUCUGCAAAGUAUAAAACAGCAGUCUGCCAAGAUGUUACAAAUGAACGACUUUAGCAUGCCCCGUUAUUAUGGUACAGUGUCAAAGUCUACAGAACAUUUAUCCGUUCAUGAGAGUAAAUCUAUGCCUGAUCUAAGAAAUCCAACAUCGACUGGCAAAGUUAGUAAGCGACUGGUAAAGUUAAGAAGUAGAUUAAAGCCAUUAGUAAUAAGAAAGAGUUCGGAGGAAAAGUUAUGAGUUAUAAAAAAGUAUUAAAGAAGUAUUUUGAUGUUAGUUUAUUGAGAGUAAUUUUAAGAGCUCUGAUCAAAGAAUAAUUGCUGGCAAAUUGUACAAACACAGUAAUUAGUUAUUUUUUUUUUGUUUGACGGAUAUAUAUCAUAAAGAGAGAAGAGUAUGAUUAAAUUAUUAUAAUCGUAUGAUAACUGAGAAUACAAUAUGUAUGACGUUUCAUUGUGUGGACCAUUAACUUGACUUUGAUGAGGACAUUCUGACUCAAUUGGAAAUUAGUAUAAUUUUUAUAACAAUAAAUAUAAUUAAUUAUAAAUUAUUUUGCACAAUAUUCAAUGAGUGUCAAUAAAUUUAUAUAUUUUUUUAAAUUGACUUUUUAAAGCAUAGUAUUUGUAUUAUGUUGCUCAAAACGACGUACCUAGUGAUUAUGAAUAUUAUUAUAUACAUAAUUGUACUUAACAACAAAAUUUGAAGUAAAUUAAAUUUCUAGUCACAAAUUAAUCUUACUUAACUAUAAGGACUGCUUGACGAAUCAGUAACUAUUAACUUAGUAUAAAAAAUGACUAAUUUUAUUUUCUUAUGUCUUGCAAAUAAAGAUAAACCUGUACAAAAAGAGUGUUGAAUGUGGGAAGGCUCAUGUUAAAUAUUUUGUGUUUAGUUAAUCGUUGUUUAGAACUAGCAUAGAUAAAUUAUUAAAUUAAUAAUUAUAU
Messenger RNA from Pararge aegeria (speckled wood butterfly), 2283 nucleotides. RefSeq lists its product as uncharacterized. The transcript has 5 exons. Lineage: Eukaryota; Metazoa; Arthropoda; Insecta; Lepidoptera; Nymphalidae. The coding region runs from base 296 to 1582 and encodes 428 amino acids. The record is from RefSeq and is a predicted model, not a curated record.